AUGAACCACAUCAGCUCCCCCAACGAGCCCUUCCUCACGCCAGAUGCCCUGGGGCAGGCGACGACGGUCCACACGCAGGGCAACUUCCGCAUCAGCUCUCGCAAGCUGCCCAUCUCCAAGAGCGGACCCAUCGAUGCCAUGGGCGCGCGGCUGGGCAUCCCGAUCCCCGAGAUGAUCUUCGGCGACAACCUGGUGGCGGUGACGCACGCGCCCACGGGCUGGUCCGUCGAGUUCCGCGCCGAGGACGCCCUCGACCUCGUCGACAAGACCGACCGCAACAUGCUCCGCGUCGCCUACGCCGGCGAGUGGUCCUCGAGCAGGGAGCGCACCUCGGCCGGCAUCAAGGAGGUCGUCAAGCCCUACGACUGGAGCUACUCGACCACGUACCGCGGCACCACCGCCGCAGGGGACGCCGCCGGGAAGCAGCUCGCCCCGUCCACGAAACCGAUCCCGCUGGAGCUGCUCAAGCGGCGCGACCCGAUCCUAUUCUUCGACGAGGUCAUGCUGUACGAGAGCGAGCUGGACGACAACGGCAUCUCGGUCCUCAGCGUCAAGGUCCGCGUCAUGGAGCACCGCAUGCUGCUGCUAUGCCGCCUAUACAUGCGCCUGGACAACGUCGUCGUCCGCGUCAGGGAUACGAGGCUCUACAUCGACUUCGACACCGACGAGGUCAUCCGCGAGUACACGGCCAAGGAGGACUCGUUCGCCAACCUCAAGAGGAGUUUAUUGAUGAACGGACUCCUUCCGGAUGCGGUUACAGCAGCGAUGAGAGACGCCAAUCAGGUCGCGGGCCUGUUACCAGUGAUAGAGCAUCAGUUGGAGAGUGUUUCCCUCAGGUCAUGA
This is a messenger RNA of Phialemonium atrogriseum, 843 nucleotides long. RefSeq names its product TIP41-like family-domain-containing protein. Gene Ontology annotation, cellular component: cytosol. The record is from RefSeq and is a predicted model, not a curated record. Gene Ontology annotation, biological process: TOR signaling. The transcript has 2 exons. NCBI's taxonomy places the organism in Eukaryota, Fungi, Ascomycota, Sordariomycetes, Cephalothecales, Cephalothecaceae. Bases 1 to 843 code for a protein of 280 amino acids.